Molecule: messenger RNA, 2069 nt
Organism: Sebastes umbrosus (honeycomb rockfish)
Lineage: Eukaryota; Metazoa; Chordata; Actinopteri; Perciformes; Sebastidae
Product: zinc-binding protein A33-like
Exons: 1
Coding region: 262-1722 (486 amino acids)
Molecular function (GO): zinc ion binding; protein binding
Source: RefSeq, a predicted model, not a curated record
AACAGACGGGUUAAAGAAUGAACUUGAAAGUUUUCCAGGUUCUGAAGUACAGGUUGCAACGUAUUCUGUUAUCAGCUGGUAAUAAAAGACAGAUGACUGCAUUUAAUACCAUUAAUGAUUAAUUAAUGAAAGAGGUUGGUGAAGUUGUCAGCACAUUCUGGCAUUGUUGAACAGAGCAUCAACUCCAUUACACUGGGAGAGAUCUCUAUCGAGCAAGUUGGUGAGUCUUUCAUUGAAGAACAAUUUGGAAAAUCAAGAAAAAUGGCUGAGAAAAUUUUUCUUUUUGAAAGUUUCCUGAACUGCCAUGUGUGUUCAGAGACUUUCAGAGAUCCUGUGUCUCUGAGCUGCAACCACAGCUUCUGUUCAAGCUGCCUGAAGAAAUCCUGGGAACAAACUAAAAACAAAAACUGUCCCAUUUGUAAAAGAAAAUCAUCUAAAAGUAAUAUCUGGGUGAAUUUUGCACUGAAGGAACUGUCUGACUCGUUUGCUGGGAGACAGAAAACUGGAUCAUCUGAGCCAGAAAAAGAAGAGAAGAAGGUGGAGGUGGUGUGUAGUAAACAUCAAGAAGAGCCUAAACUGUUCUGUAAGGAUGAAGAGAGAGCUGUGUGUCCUGCCUGUGAGUUUUCUCUCCACCAGAGUCACAAGGUGGUUCCUGUAGAACAAGCAGUCAGUGACCUGAAGGACCAGCUGAAAUCUGACUUAAAGUCUCUACAGGACAAGAAGGACAAACACAAACAAGUAGAGAAAACAUACAAUAAAAUGGUAAAACACUCCAAGAAGCAGCUGUUGUCCACAGAGAAGCAGAUCAGAGCAGAGUUCAACAAGCUCCACCAGUUCCUGAAAGAGGAAGAGGAGUCCAGACUGGCAGCUCUGAGGGAGGAAGAGGAGCAGAAGGGGAAGACUAUCAGCAGAGAGAUGAAGAUGAUUCAGGAGAACAUCUCCUCUCUGUCAGACAGUAUCUCUGCUGUUAAAGAAGACCUGCAGAAACACAACGUGCCCUUCCUCAGCAGUUAUAAAGCCACUCAGACCAGAGCCAGAGUCCAGUGCUCACUGUCAGAUCCACUGCUGGUCUCAGGAGCGCUGAUAGAUGUGGCCAAACACCUGGGCAACCUGUCCUUCAGAGUCUGGGAGAAGAUGAAGGACAAGGUUCAUUUCAGUCCUGUUAUUCUGGACCCAAACACUGCAAACCGCAGGCUCUAUCUGUCUGAUGAUCUGACCAGUGUGAGACGUGGAGACACAAAGCAGCAGCUUCCUGACAAUCCAGAGAGAAACACUAAGUAUGUAGAUGUUCUGGGCUCUGAGGGCUUCAGCUCAGGGAAACACAGCUGGGAGGUGGAGGUGGGAGACCAUCCUGUCUGGAAUGUAGGUUUGACUAAAGAGUCAGCUGACAGGAAGGGAGAGAGAUAUGACACACCAAAAUAUGGAAUCUGGUGUUUAGCUCAUCGCAGUGGAAAAUACGCUAAUGGUCUUGGUGAGACAGUCAGAGUGAAGAAGAGUCUCCAGAGGAUCAGAGUCCAGCUGGACUAUGACAAGGGGAAGGUGUCCUUCUACGAUCCUGAAGACAUGACUCACAUCUACACUCUCAGAGACACUUUCACUGAGAAACUCUUCCCAUAUUUCUAUGUUGGAUCAGCUGGUGAUGCUAAAACUGCUGAUAUCAAAAUCAUUCAAAAUGAGAUUCUCUGUGAUGUUCAGACACGUUCGUGUUGGUCCAGAUUUUAAUCUGACUUCACUGUCUGUCUAGAUCUCAUUGAAAUAAUCAAGACAAUCAACAGUUAUAACAGAAAUAAUAUUUACUCAAUACUUAAACUGUAUUACAUCAUCAGGUCUUAAACUUUCCUACAGCUCCAAAUCAGUUUACUUAUUAACCUGGUCAUCAGCAUCUUGUGUUUAAUCAGACCACAAUAUAACAUCUACUGUAUCCACUAUACCAAACACUUUGUUUCAGCUGUGUGAUUCUUUAAGGAGAGACUCUACAGGUGAAUAGGGUAAAAUAUUUAACUAAUAGAUAUCACCAUGAUACUUCACCAGUUGAUUACUGACAUUAAGACAAUUAUUUUUUGUAUUAC